Phycodurus eques (leafy seadragon) is the source of this 1652-nucleotide messenger RNA. RefSeq names its product gastrula zinc finger protein XlCGF17.1-like. The record is from RefSeq and is a predicted model, not a curated record. Gene Ontology annotation, biological process: regulation of transcription by RNA polymerase II. Bases 336 to 1397 code for a protein of 353 amino acids. NCBI's taxonomy places the organism in Eukaryota, Metazoa, Chordata, Actinopteri, Syngnathiformes, Syngnathidae. Gene Ontology annotation, molecular function: RNA polymerase II cis-regulatory region sequence-specific DNA binding; DNA-binding transcription factor activity. The transcript has 3 exons.
UCACAGUCUGGUUUGGUGCUGCUACAAAAAAGGACAAACUCCGACUGCAACAAACAAUCGGGACGGCCCACCAACCCCCCCUUGAGGACUUGAAGGCUGCCAGAACUAAGACAAGAGCGUGCAAAAUCCUCUUGGACCCUCCACAUCCCAGUCACCACCUCUUCCAGCUCCUUCGCUCAGCAGACUACCAGGAGGAACUUUGUGGGACGAAAGAGGAGAACGAGCGACAACGUCAACAACUGGACGCUGUCUUCCAGAAGCUUCGAGUUGUGUUAUGCUCAGCAGACAACAGUGAAGAUCUUUGUCCUGAGCGGCAGCAACCAGAGUCUCCUCACAUGAAAGAUGAAGUGGAGUAUGAGAAGCCCCCUCACAUUAAAAAAGAGAAGGUGCCAGGGCAUCCUUACAUUAUAAAGGAAGAGCAGCCAGAAGCUUCCUACAUUAAAGAGGAAGAGGCGCCAGAGACCCACCACAUCAAAGUGGAUGAGGAAGAGCAUCCCCACUUGGAGGAAGCGCUCCUGCAUAUUAAAAAGGAGGAAGGUGAUGAGCUCCCAUAUAUUAAAGAGGAGGAUGAUAUCACCAAGUUGCCAUCGAUUAGUGUCCCCUUGAAGAGUGACGAUAAAGUUCUAAGUAAGAACAGAGGGACUGAACCUCCAAGCAGCAGCAGCUUAAGUCAACACAUGACAACAGAAGGUGACAACAAACGCUGGAAAUGUUCCCAAUGUGGGAAAAGUUUGAGUUAUAAGACCAGUUUGAAAGGUCAUAUGAUGAUCCACACCGGAGAGAAACCAUUUGCUUGCUUAGUUUGUGGUAAAGCAUUCGCGACAAAUGUAGAUUUAAAAAGACAUACAAAAACACACACUGGAGAAAAACCUUUUGCCUGUUCGGUUUGUGGUAAAAGCUUCGCUAACAAACAUUAUAUAAAAAGACACACAAGAACACACACUGGUGAGAAAGCUUUUGCAUGCUCUGUUUGUGGCCAAAGAUUCACACAAAAGGGAAGUUUAAAUGCACACUCAAGAAUCCACACUGGUGAUAAACCUUAUGCCUGCUCUGUUUGUGGCAGAAGAUUCUCCCAUAAGGGAAGCUUAAAGGUACACUCAAGAAUCCACACUGGAGAAAAACCUUUUCCCUGCUCAGUAUGUGGUAAAAGAUUCAUUGAAAAGGGAAAAAUGAGAAAACACACAAGAACGCACACUGGGGAGAAACCUUUUGCCUGCUCAGUUUGUGGUCGAAGAUUCUCUGUGAAGGGAACCUUAAAAAGUCACUCAAGAACACACAUUCGAGAGAAAUCUUGUGCUAUACAACACACAACAAUCGAAGGAGACAAAGAUGUUGGGGAACAGCUGUUCUAUGUAGGGUUGGGGUAUGUUCAAUAUCAUCUAAAUGUUGAGAAUUAGCAUUUGUGCUAAAUCACUAAAAAUGCAUCUGCUUUGUCCAAAGUUUUUGUAGAGUGCAUAUUAAAUACCGAAAUGAUUGAAAUAGCCUGUGAAGUAACUUUGACACUUUGGUGUAAGACGGAGAAGUGUAUAUGUGAUUGAAAUCAUUAGACAGUGAGAGUAACGCAAUUUACUUGUAAAAACUGUAAAAAAAAUAAAAAUUAAAAAAAAGAAUACAUGGAAUAAACGUCUGAAAGUGCAUCGAUGGCUGUCUCU